Tyto alba (common barn owl) is the source of this 10706-nucleotide messenger RNA. It is a transcript of the gene CDC42BPA, whose product is annotated as CDC42 binding protein kinase alpha. Lineage: Eukaryota; Metazoa; Chordata; Aves; Strigiformes; Tytonidae. The transcript has 41 exons. Gene Ontology annotation, cellular component: actomyosin; cytoskeleton; cytoplasm. The record is from RefSeq and is a predicted model, not a curated record. Gene Ontology annotation, biological process: peptidyl-threonine phosphorylation; actomyosin structure organization. The coding region runs from base 474 to 5924 and encodes 1816 amino acids. Gene Ontology annotation, molecular function: ATP binding; protein serine/threonine kinase activity.
ACCCCUCCCCGCCGCCCCGCGCACGCACGACACACACACACACACCCCGCACGGGCACCGCGGGAAGAUGCCCUUUGCCCGGGGGGGCGAAGCCGGGGGAGCAUCUCGUCGCCGGGAGUGAAGCCGCGGCCGCCGGGGCCUCCCGGCCCGCAGCGGGGGGCGCCGGUGCUUCCCCUCCGCCCCAAGACGCGCACCCCGAGGAGGAGGAGGAGGAAGAGGUGGAGGAGGAGGAGGAGGAGGAGGAGGGCGCCGUCUCCGCAGCAGCAGCAGCAGCCAUGGGAAGGAUUUGACAGGGCUCGGAGCGCUUCCCAGCCGCCCCGCGGCGGUGCCGGUGUGUAGGGGCGCGCGUCCCGCCCGCCGCCCCUUGGCGCAGCGGAGGAGAAGGGGGCGACGAUGAAGACUUUAGUUUUUUUGAAUCACUGAAAAGCCUUAAAAGGAGACUCGUAAUAAUAAUCAUUAAAAAAGAAACCCCAAUGCAAACUGAAACAACCAUGUCUGGAGAAGUGCGUUUGAAGCAGUUGGAGCAGUUUAUUUUGGAUGGGCCAACUCAGACUAAUGGGCAAUGCUUCAGUGUGGAAACCUUGCUGGAUAUACUCAUCUGCCUUUAUGAUGAAUGUAAUAAUUCCCCUCUGAGAAGAGAGAAGAACAUCCUUGAGUAUCUGGAGUGGGCCAAACCUUUUACAUCUAAAGUGAAGCAGAUGCGACUACAUAAAGAAGAUUUUGAAAUCCUGAAGGUGAUAGGUCGAGGAGCCUUUGGGGAGGUUGCAGUAGUAAAACUGAAGAACGCAGAUAAGGUUUUUGCCAUGAAGAUACUUAAUAAGUGGGAGAUGCUGAAGAGAGCUGAAACAGCCUGUUUUCGAGAAGAGAGAGAUGUGUUAGUGAAUGGAGAUAACCAGUGGAUCACAACAUUACAUUAUGCAUUCCAGGAUGAAAACUAUUUAUACCUGGUUAUGGAUUACUAUGUUGGAGGAGACCUGCUUACAUUGCUCAGCAAGUUUGAGGACAGACUACCUGAAGAUAUGGCUCGUUUUUAUUUGGCUGAAAUGGUGAUAGCUAUUGAUUCAGUUCAUCAGUUGCAUUAUGUUCACAGGGAUAUUAAACCAGACAACAUCUUGAUGGAUAUGAAUGGACAUAUUCGAUUAGCAGAUUUUGGUUCUUGUCUGAAACUGAUGGAAGAUGGAACGGUCCAAUCUUCAGUGGCAGUUGGAACACCAGACUACAUCUCUCCAGAAAUCUUGCAGGCCAUGGAAGAUGGAAAAGGGAAGUAUGGGCCCGAGUGUGACUGGUGGUCCCUAGGCGUUUGCAUGUAUGAAAUGCUUUAUGGAGAAACGCCCUUUUAUGCUGAGUCCUUGGUGGAGACCUAUGGGAAAAUAAUGAACCACAAAGAGAGGUUUCAGUUUCCUGCUCAAGUGACAGAUGUCUCUGAAAGUGCAAAGGACCUCAUCCGAAGGCUCAUUUGUAGCAGAGAGCAUCGGCUUGGACAGAAUGGGAUAGAAGACUUCAAGAACCAUCCGUUUUUUGCUGGGAUUGAUUGGGACAACAUUAGGAACUGUGAGGCACCUUACAUCCCAGAAGUCAGCAGCCCCACUGAUACAUCAAACUUUGAUGUGGAUGAUGACUGCCUAAAAAAUUCUGAAACAAUGCCUCCACCAUCACACACUGCAUUUUCUGGCCACCAUUUACCAUUUGUGGGUUUCACAUAUACAAGUAGCUGUGUACUUUCAGACCGCAGCUGUCUAAGACUGACAGCUGGACCACCCUCCAUGGAUCUUGACGCCAGCAUUCAAAGAACUUUGGAGGAUAGUUUAGCAACAGAAGCUUAUGAAAGGAGAAUAAGACGUCUAGAACAGGAAAAGCUUGAACUUAGUAGAAAACUACAAGAAUCCACCCAGACAGUCCAGGCUCUGCAGUAUUCAACAGUAGAUGGCCCAAUAACAGCAAGCAAAGAUUUAGAAAUUAAAAGUUUGAAAGAAGAAAUUGAAAAGUUGAAGAAACAGGUAACAGAUUCUGGUCAACUAGAACAGCAACUUGAGGAGGCCAGCACUGCAAGGCGGGAGUUGGAUGAUGCUUCCAGACAAAUAAAGGCUUUUGAGAAACAGGUCAAAACGCUGAAGCAAGAGAGGGAAGAUCUUAAUAAGGAACUGGCAGAGUCUAGUGACAGAUUAAAAUCCCAAGCCAAAGAGCUGAAAGAUGCACACAGCCAGCGGAAAUUGGCAAUGCAGGAGUUCUCAGAGAUGAACGAGCGGCUGACAGACUUGCACUCUCAAAAACAAAAGCUUGCCCGCCAGCUCCGAGAUAAGGAGGAAGAAAUGGAAGUGGUGAUGCAAAAAGUAGAAAGUUUAAGGCAAGAGUUACGCAGAACAGAGAGACUUAAAAAAGAACUGGAAGUCCAAGCUGAAGCCGCAGCUGCUGAGGCAUCCAAAGACAGGAAAUUGCGAGAGAGGAGUGAACAGUACUCUAAACAGUUGGAAAGCGAAGUAGAAGGGCUAAAGCAAAAACAGGUUGGUCGCUCACCUGGGGUAAGCAGUAUAGAACACCAGCAAGAGAUCACGAAAUUAAAGGCAGACCUGGAAAAAAAAAGUGUUUUCUAUGAAGAGGAACUAUCUAAACGUGAAAUAAUGCAUGCUAAUGAAAUAAAAAGUCUGAAGAAAGAACUGCGGGAUGCAGAGAGCCAGCAGCUUGCCCUCAAGAAGGAGAUCAUGAUUUUGAAAGACAAGUUGGAGAAAACCAGAAGAGAAAACCAAAGUGAGAGAGAGGAAUUUGAAACAGAGUUCAAACAGAAGUAUGAAAGAGAAAAGAAUCUGCUGACAGAGGAAAACAAAAAACUUUCAAAUGAACUUGAUAAGCUCACCACCAUGUUUGAGAGGCUGAGUAUGAAUAACCGGCAGCUGGAAGAAGAGAUGAGGGACCUGGCUGAUAAAAAGGAGUCCGUGGCCCACUGGGAGGCCCAGAUAACUGAGAUCAUCCAGUGGGUAAGUGAUGAAAAAGAUGCUCGAGGUUACCUUCAAGCCUUGGCCUCUAAAAUGACAGAAGAACUAGAGGCCCUGAGGAACUCCAGUUUGGGUGCAAGAGCUACAGACAUGCCCUGGAAGAUGCGUCGCUUUGCAAAACUGGAUAUGUCUGCAAGGUUGGAACUACAGUCUGCGCUUGAUGCUGAGAUCCGAGCCAAACAGGCUAUUCAAGAUGAGUUGAAUAAAGUCAAAGCUUCCUGUAUCUCUACAGAGUGUAAAUUGCAAGAAUCUGAGAAGAAGAACAUGGAACUGCUGACAGAUAUUGAAAGGCUGAAAAAGGAGACAGAAGAGCUUAGAACAGAAAAGGGUGUAAAGCACCAAGACUCACAGAAUUCUUUCUUGGCAUUUUUGAAUGCGCCUACCUCUGCUCUGGAUCAAUUUGAAGAUUCCUUUUCCUCCUCUUCAUCCUCAUUGAUUGAUUUUAUGGAUGACCGCUCUCCUUCCUGUAUUCCAGCUAACAAAGGCAGACGUAUUGAUUCAGUUGAGAAUUUUACAUUGUCUAAUACUCCAUCACGGGAUGAAGAUAGCAAGUCUCACCUCCAUUCAAGAUCAAGGUCUCCUUCUACAGCUAGUGAGAUUGAACCAAUUGAGGUUACCGAUCAUCCUCCCCGUUCAAUUCACACACCAACCAUGAGGACAACAUAUAUUGGAUCGGGACUCUCUGCACCAAAGCCUAAAGCCCACCAGUUUGUAGUGAAAUCAUUUAAUACACCAACAAAAUGCAACCAAUGCACAUCUCUGAUGGUUGGUUUAAUACGACAGGGCUGUACUUGUGAAGUAUGUGGAUUCUCUUGCCAUGUGACCUGUGCAGACAAGGCUCCUGCUGUAUGUCCAAUCCCUCCUGAACAGACUAAGGGACCUUUGGGAAUAGAUCCACAGAAGGGCAUAGGAACAGCUUAUGAAGGACAUGUCCGAGUACCAAAACCAGCUGGAGUAAAGAAAGGCUGGCAGAGAGCACUGGCAGUGAUCUGUGAUUUUAAACUCUUCCUAUAUGAUGUAGCAGAAGGAAAAGCAUCCCAGCCCAGCGUGGUAGUGAGUCAGGUCAUAGAUAUGAGGGAUGAAGAAUUCUCAGUGAGUUCUGUCUUGGCCUCAGAUGUCAUCCAUGCAAAUCGAAAAGAUAUCCCCUGUAUCUUCAGGGUUACAGCUUCCCAGCUCUCUGCAUCCAGUAAUAAGUGUUCAAUCCUGAUUCUAGCAGACGGUGAGAAUGAAAAAAGCAAGUGGGUAGGAGUGCUGAAUGAAUUGCAUAGGAUCUUGAAGAAGAACAAACUCAAAGACCGCUCAGUCUAUGUUCCCAAAGAAGCUUACGACAGCACCUUACCCCUCAUCAAAACAACACAGUCAGCAGCAAUCAUAGAUCAUGAAAGAAUAGCUCUGGGGAAUGAAGAAGGGUUGUUUGUUGUGCACGUCACCAAAGAUGAGAUUAUCCGUGUUGGUGACAAUAAGAAGGUUCAUCAGAUUGAGCUUAUCCCAAAUGAACAGCUCAUUGCCGUAAUCUCAGGACGAAACCGUCACGUGCGGCUUUUCCCUAUGGCUGCCCUGGAUGGAAGGGAGACUGAGUUUUACAAGCUGGCAGAGACAAAAGGCUGUCAGUCGAUAGUUUCUGGACAUGUGCGCCACGGAGCUCUUACCUGCCUGUGUGUAGCUAUGAAAAGGCAGGUCCUCUGUUAUGAACUAAAUCAGAGUAAGACACGUCACAAAAAGAUCAAGGAGAUCCAGGUCCAGGGGAAUGUCCAGUGGAUGUCAAUCUUCAGUGACCGUCUUUGUGUGGGCUACCCGUCAGGUUUCUUAAAAUAUCCCCUUCACGGAGAAGGCAGCCCAUACAGUCUGCUCCACCCAGAUGACCACACACUAUCGUUUAUCUCACAGCAGCCAACUGAUGCCAUCUGUGCAGUCGAAAUCUCAAAUAAAGAAUACCUGCUGUGUUUUAGCAGCGUAGGGGUUUACGUUGACUGCCAGGGCCGAAGAUCUCGACAACAAGAAUUGAUGUGGCCCGCAACUCCAUCUUCUUGCUGUUACAAUGCACCAUACCUCUCUGUGUACAGUGAAAAUGCAAUCGAUGUCUUUGAUGUGAACUCCAUGGAGUGGAUUCAGACUAUUCCUCUCAAAAAGGUACGACCCUUGAAUACAGAAGGAUCAUUAAACCUUUUAGGCCUGGAGACAGUUAGAUUAAUAUAUUUCAAAAACAAAAUGGCAGAGGGUGAUGAACUGGUAGUUCCUGAGACAUCAGACAACAGCCGGAAGCAGAUGGUUCGAAACAUCAACAACAAGCGCCGCUAUUCAUUCAGAGUACCAGAGGAGGAGAGGAUGCAGCAGAGGAGGGAGAUGCUACGUGAUCCAGAAAUGAGAAAUAAAUUAAUUUCUAACCCAACUAAUUUUAAUCACAUAGCACAUAUGGGUCCAGGAGAUGGUAUACAGAUUCUCAAAGACCUGCCAAUGCAACAGCAAGGGUGGCAGGCCCGUAUGACACCAUGUAAGGAAGGUGCUCAGAGGACUGGGGGUGACAAUAAUCUUCGGCCUCAGGAAAGUCGGACCGUGUUCAGUGGCUCUGUCAGUAUCCCAUCGAUCACGAAAUCCCGCACAGAGCCAGGACGAUCGAUGAGCGCGAGCAGCGGGUUAGCAGCACGAUCGUCUGCACAGAACGGCAGUGCUUUGCGGAGGGAAUUCUCGGGCGGUAGCUAUGGAGCGAAGCGUCAGCCUAUGGCAUCGCCCUCAGACGGUUCCUUGUCCUCUGGUGGCCUGGACCAGGGCAGCGAUGCACCAACAAGGGACUACGAGCGAGAGGACUCUGACUCUCCAAGACACUCUACUGCAUCGAACAGCUCCAACCUCAGCAGCCCUCCCAGCCCUGUUUCUCCUCACAAGACCAAGAGCCUCUCCCUGGAGAGCUCUGACCACGUGAGUUGGGACUCAUGAACUGCUUCAGCAUUCAGAUUUGACAUCACAGCAGCUUGCUGUCCCCAUGGCUGUCCCCUUCACUUGUUCCAGUUCUCACCUUCAUCAUCCUAACCCUCCCCAUUCCCUGGCUGAAAGUGAUCUGGGAGCGGGGUGCAGAGGAAGGUAAAAGCUGGUCAUCUUCAGCUCCGUUCGGCACUGCCUCACAAUCCCUUCCCCAGAUUUGACAGCAGCAAACCAGCAAAGUUAGGGUGUUGGUAAAUAUCAGAUGCUGUAGAUUUGUAUUAGUAUUGGUUUCAUUUUUGUGGUUACAGCUGCUUCAUUUUUAAAGACAUAUUUAUCCCACCCCUCUUCCACUUCCCAAAAAGUAGCUUAAGUAGACCAGAGCAGUAUCAACAAGAGAAAAUUCAGAGGGAUUUUGUUUUCAUACAAUAGCUCAUUGUACUGUACAAAAGUAGCACAGAGACCCCUUCCCCUGCAUGGGGAAUGAUCAGUAUGUCAGAGGCACAUAAAAGCUUUCAGCCGCCACGUUUGAAUGUCAAUCUGAUUGUCGCCAGCAAAUCCUUAUUGAUUAAAAUGAUGCAUAUUUUACUACAGUACAGAGUUUAAAUAAAUACGCAGAUGUUAGAGUAAAAUACGUAUGUAUAUAUUCAAAGAAAAAAAAAAAAAAAGCAUUGUGUAUGCAGCAGAAGAUGGAUGCUUAUUUAAGAGAGCCUUUAAUUUAAGAUUUGUGUUGUCCCUGUUUUCAUGCUCGGUAAUAUACAGACUUGGAGGCCUGGCCUAAAACCUUUCGCAGGACAGAUUUGCCUUUUGCGUAGCACUCGCGGCGCUGCCGGGCGAGGUCCCUGCAGCGCUUUCACCACAUUUCCUUACUUCUGGUGGUAGCGUGACUGAAGCUGUAAUUCCUCCUUUCCUGUUACUCCCCAUCCUUGGCAAAACCAGCGACGAUCGGGGACGAUCGGGAAGCGACCCCCUGCCCCGCCAGCCCAGGGCCCCGCCGGCCCCGCGCUGCCCCCGUUUCUCGCGUGCUAGCUGCGCGGCUGAGCAGCCUGACGGCGUGCUACAGUAGAGGUAAGCAAGGCAGCAAGGGAGCUCAGUGCAGCAGGAUUCUGCAGGAAAACUGUUUCCCUGGGUCAGCCUCUGAGCAGGUUUAACUCGGACGGGAGCAGUCUUCCGCGUCUCCUUGACCAUCCCUAACCAGAAAACUGUUACUGUUGUUACCAAAUACUGGUUGCUAAUACACAUCAGCCACACGAGUGCCCUUAGCCCGAAGCUAGCCGUGGCUGGCUAUGCUGUCACUGUAGCAACGAAGAACCUUGAAGACUGACCUCACACUGUUCACACUGUGGUAGUCGAAGAUGCCUCGUCACCCACAACUGCCAUGCUGGCAAGGUUGGUUUUCCUCUCCCUCCCUACCCGCGCUGUGGGUUUGUGCAAUUUGCAGUUGUCUCUAUGUGCUCACCUGCUGGUUGGUUCCAAUAGCUGGUCAGGCUGGAGGGCAGAAGGUACUGCUGUGGAAGAGAGAGAGCCUGCUGAAGUUGCAAAAAUAAUAAAAAGCUGGAGCUGGUCAUGCAGUCAACAGAGUAGUGAGAGACUGACGUACAAAUGGAUGGUAAGAGGAGGAUGGGCGUUCUCUUUAGUUAGCAAGGCAGAUGUGUUUUUCAUUUGGGGGUGUGUUGAAAUGAGCCUCUCUUCUCAGUAGUAUUGUUGCUGGCUUUAUACUAUGACCAUACUAAAACAUGUAAGGGCUUUCUGUAUUUAGAAUACUGGUUUUUGUGGGUUUCAGAAACUCGUUAUGGCUCUUAUUAAACCAUUCCCAAUUCUUGCAGUCAGCAGUAUAUAGUGUUUCACCCACGCAGAGAUGUUUGGAGUUUUCCAGUUUCCGUCUUCCCUAAUAGAAGUUGUAGGUAAGUUCAAACCAUGUACAGUGAUUUCCAGUUAUGAUCUAAAUGUGAAACAGGGAAUGAGACACAUCAUCUACUCCAUUUAAUCGUGCUGGGUCUCCUAGGUAAGAUUUCUCUUUCACUCUGACUCAAGAGGCUUGUCCAAGUUUAAGCUCAUUCAAUGUUUUUUUGGGACAGGAAUUGAAGAAAUUUUUUUUAGAAGCCAUCAUAUCAAAAGCCUGUCUCUCUCCCGUUUGGGUUUUUCAGAGUAGCAAGCUGGUUGUGUAUGUUUUCACUUCAAAGCUACUACUUUUGCAAGCCCGGUAUUUCAUUAUUAAAAGCUUUAGCAAACAGCUAAACACUUGAAUUAAUUCCUCCCGGAAAAGUUUUCUGUCUUUCAGAGGGACAGAUAGGCAGGGCGUUAUUGGCAUGAUUAAAAUUCCACACCAGCUUCUUUUUAAAGGCUGCAUAUUGCUUCAAGUAUAGCCACUGCUUUUUCCCCCCAAUUCCCUCCUUUUGGUGAAGCAUGUCCACACACUUUUCAAAGCCUUUGCAGACUAGUUUUGUAUUUACUGUAUGUUGUAUUUAAACAUUAAUCUUGUUUUGUUGUUGAGAGAAGGCAUUUAAACAGCAGUCAUUAAGACAGAGCAGCCUGCGUGACAGCCCCAAGAGAGGGUCACAGGAUCUUUUUUGUGGACUUUUUUUUGCAGUUGAGCUAAUGCUCUAGCUGAAAAUGGAACCCAAAAAACCACAAUACAACAAAUAAUUAAAUGGAGUAAACCCCUAUGUUUACUCCAUGAUGGUGCCUGCAGUCUGUUGAUAUAAAACUGACAUUUUCAGGCAGAGUGUAGGUCAGUCGUGUUACAAAACUAAGCUCCAAAUGAGAAGAGCUCUACAGGCCUACGCUGUUUGUACACCACAAUUUCUAACCCUUGGGAGUCUCCUUUAGGAUUACUGUAUUUAAUCAUUAGUUUGGUACUUGCAUUUUUAUAUGCAUCUGUUCAAAAGAGAAACAGCAACUGUUCUCUCAGUUGAAAAGCAAAUGACCACAUCACUUAUUUGAAAAGAGAAAAAUUGUCCUAAGACUUGAAUAAUUUUAUAUAUUUGGGGACCAUUCAAUUAUAUGCUCAAUUUUAAACCACACUCCUUUUUUUUUGUUGGUAAUGAACACUGAAGACAUGCAUACUAUAGUUGAGCUUUUUAAAUACUCAUUGGGCUAGGAGAAGUAACUCGGUCAUUUGAACUGUAAGACUCUUGACUGGUAUCUCAAAGGCAGUUGUCUCUUAAGGUUUGAUGUUUGCUACUUUGCACUGUAGCAUUGCUUCAACUUCACAGUUAGAGGGCUGCGUUCUGUUCAGGGAGCUUAAAAUCUCCCACUGGAUUUUUGACUGUAGCCAGUGUUCUCUGGACACAGGAUGUAUCUAGCCGAUUUUUUCCUUUUGGCUGAGACUGAAGGUGUUUGCAUUUUUGACACUGCUUAAACGUAUGGGGUGUUGAGUUUCUGCAUUAUUUUUUUUUUUUCUAUUUUGAAGGCAACAAAGGAUCUGAACAGAUUCAGGCAGCUACUAAGGAUUCCAGGUUAUAGAAUGGAAAAGGUUUGGUAAAUAGUUGUCCCCUGCAUGUGUGCGCACACAUACAUGGCUUCCUUCCACCUUUCAUAAACCCAAAAGCAGGGUGAUAGUACUCUCUUCUCUCUUGCCUUUGACCUGUGGAAGACAGCUGGUAGUUUCAAAACAAAACAAAAAAAUAACAAUUCCUGAGGCUGUGGUGAAGUAGUUGCUUCUUUUCCUCUUGGUUAGUUGCUGUGGCUUGUUAUGAAUGUGCGUUUUGCCCAUUUUAACAAGUUUCAAAGCUCAGUCAGGAAUAUUAUCUCUAUGAUAAAAUUCCAAGCCAGGUGUGUUAUUCUCAGGUAUAUGGCAGAGGGAAGUUAAAGUCCAAACAGGAGAUUUUAUUUAUAGAAAUGUAGUUUAACCACACCUAACAGGUUCACAGAGUGUGUCAGCCUUUCAAAACAACAGUUGGAGUAUUAACAUAGAAACAGCUUCUGGCAUCAUUUUGUCUUGCGUGGCCAGACCCUGAAUGCCAGGACAAACAUGCUCUUGGGUGGAAGAAUAUGGUUGGUUGUUUUUUUCCAUUUAUGCACAUUGUUUCAUUUUAAAUGAAUACAUUAAGGGUAAAACUGAUUGCAGUGCAAGCACCCGCACCUCCUGAGCCUUAGCCUGAGAAUCAAAGUGGCACAUAGGAGCUUCUGCUGUGGUUUUUUUGUUUCUAGGAAUCAGUUCCAUGGAGGAAAUGAGACAGCUUUCUGCACUAACACAAACUGCACCCUUCUGCGUGCUUUGUGUUCACACUGUAUCUGAUAGACACCCCCAAAACCACUCUGCUGCAGGCUUACCAGUCAAAAUUCCAACUCUGUCUUUCAUUCCAGCCGCAGCUCAGUACAACCUCUUUUCAUUCUGCAUUUAAAGUCUCACCCACAGGGAAGAAAUCCACAAGCAAACCAGUGUUGCUAUUUCAGAGCAAUUAUACCUGCCUUUUUAUGUACAACAGUUUCAUAUCAUUUAUUUUUAAUUUUUUUUUUUUUUUUUAGGUUUUUCAUUGUAAUAUUAUUGUACAGUUUUGCAUGGCAUAGAUGUAAUCACUUUUUUGUUUGAGUAUAAAAGCUGACAAGUGUGCGUGUGGGGGAAAGAUUCUGCUUUUUGCCUCUUCUCACUAUUUUGUUUAAUGCCCUCAAUGUUUUAGGGGACAUUGUAAGAGAUUCUCUGCUACAGAACAAUGAUGUAGAUUCUUUUGCACAGAAAUAUUUAAGGUGGAAAAGUCAACAAUGUAAAAAUGACUUACCACCAAUAUUUUAUGUUGGUAACACACUUAAUAUUAACCUACUUUGAUGUACUGCAAUAAAACAGGGAACUGUUAGAAA